This is a messenger RNA of Fusarium redolens, 2759 nucleotides long. RefSeq lists its product as uncharacterized. The transcript is spliced from 4 exons. The coding region runs from base 55 to 2742 and encodes 895 amino acids. The record is from RefSeq and is a predicted model, not a curated record. NCBI's taxonomy places the organism in Eukaryota, Fungi, Ascomycota, Sordariomycetes, Hypocreales, Nectriaceae. Gene Ontology annotation, molecular function: serine-type endopeptidase activity. Gene Ontology annotation, biological process: proteolysis.
CCACUUGACAUACCUAGCUCAGCCCUACGGAGAUCAAAACAUGCGACGGUCGAGAUGGCACCUGAACGCUUCAGCGCGUGCGAACUGGUCCCCAAAGUUGCCAAGGAAGUCUACGCUUUGGUGAUGGAAUGCGGCAUUCGCCAGCGACAACGGCUUGCGGGGGAAGUUGGAACGAGGCUGGGGCAAAUUGCUCAAGAAUCAUUCGCAGGUUAUGAGCUUGACGAUACGGCUGAAGAAGCCGCCUCCAAGCUGUUGCAUACUCUGCUUGAGAUCUGCAUGUUUCCUAUUCCAGUGGCGAGCCAGAUUAUUCCUGGGCAGGACUAUAUGAGCAUUGUGACGCUGGCAAGACCAGAUAACAGGUCACGGUUGAAGAAAUCUAUAUCUCUGUCCUUCAUCACCGACAAAACACUCCCAUCUAAAGCCAAGGAGCAAUGCGACGCAUUUCUAGCUAAGCUCAGCCAGGAUGAACCAAAGAAAAAAACUGGUGUCGAUCAAAUUACGGCAGGAUCGAGGUUACCAGAGCCGGAUGACUAUCCUCAACAUGUCAGCAAGAAUCUUUUCAAGGCGCUUCACCAACAUGCAUUUUGCCAUCACGCUCAAAAGCCUCAGCAGAAGUCUUGGCUAAAUAAAACCAAGAGAAUCACUGAUCAUCAUCAUAAGCUCGCUCAUCCCAUGAGGCUUCACCUUGAUGCAAUGCCACAGAUAGAGAGUAAACAUGCAAAAUUUGAGGUUGUCAUAUCUUCUGAGAACAUGAGUUACUGGCAGCAUUUGUGGCUUGGUAUUCCCAUGCAAACAAAAGGCCGCCGCGGCGUCGUUAAGUUCGCAAAUGUUUCCAGUGACGAGGAGGGAGAUAGCAAGAUUUCAAGCCUGAAGCGCAUCAACUCGGAUUACUUCUGUCAAGUGUUGAAACAUCAGCUAUUUGCCAAAGUCAAUCUCAACUUCGUCAAAGGCGUUGGCCUGGUAUCCCUACCACCACCUGCUCCUCUCGAGAGAUUUCUAUGCCCAGGCCAGGGACUUCCACUAUCAAUAGUCAUUCAAAGCUACAAACUCACUGACAAAGACAAGAUCUUACUUGCUCAUGCCAUCGCACAUUCCUUCUGGCAGUUCUAUGGGUCCGAUUUGAUGAGGAAUCGUUGGACGAGCGAAGACAUCUGGUUCAUGCAUGAGAUGGAUCACCAGCAAUCACCGAAAGAUCAACUUGCAUUGCGGGUAUAUAUGUCACUUGACUUUGUGGAUCAGCAGAGGACGUCCGAGGACGAUGACAAAUCAAUGCUGACGCACCCAUUUCCGCACAUUCUCGGGUUGGGACUUAUACUUCUCCAGAUUGGUCUUGCGCGGCCUUUUCAAUCAAUGACGCACUUACCGCUUACAUCUCGACUGAACAGAGACCAUGGUGCCGCACGACAGCUACUAGGUGAACUAGAAAAAGCCCAAUGGGCGCGACCAACACAUCGCGAUAUCUUUGCAAGAGCCGUGUCAAAUUGCUUGGAUCCUAGAACAUUCACCGCUUUCAACCAGAAACCCAAGACAACAAAGAGUUCGCCAACCAAUAACCCUGCCACCGACGAAAGUGAAGAUGGCAGAAGGCGGAAAGUGUAUACUGAAAUAGUCGAACCACUGGCAAAGUUGGUCAACAUUGCCUUCAAAACCGACGCGAAAUACGUAUCUUACUUAGCAAGAUGCAAAGAGGUCGAAGCAUCACAAAACAAACUCCGCUCUCAAGUGGCCUCAUUCCAUACGGGAAAGACAGUCGUCCCUGAAGAAUGGCUUGACAACUUGAAACACAUUAGCAUGCACAUCGUGAAUCUAUGGGAGGAAAAGCCGGACCACGACUUCAAGCCUGUGAAGAUAGCGAUUUUAGAUACAGGGUGCGAUGCAGACUUGCCGUUUUGCAAGAUACCAAGGAGGAAGAAGUCCAUAAGGGCCUGGAAGGAUUUCACAAAUGAUGCGAGCGGGGACAUGCCUGAAUCAGACUCCAUGGAAGAUGAAUAUGGUCAUGGCAGCCUGAUGACUCGAUUGGUCAUGGAAGCUGCUCCACUAGCUCAUGUUUACGUGGCCCGAGUUGCCAGGAACACUGAUGAACUCGAGUUCAGCAGUGAUCAAAUAGCACAGGCAAUUCGAUGGGCUGGAUUCGAAGCGGAAGUGGACAUCAUCUCCAUGUCCUUCGGCUUUCCCCACGACGACGACGCCAUCUCUACAGCUAUAGAAGAUGUUGAGCGAAGUCGCGACAUCAUAUUUGUAGCUAGUGCGGGUAACAAUGCAGCUUACCAAAAAGAAGCCUUCCCUGCGAGGCACAGAUCGGUCAUCUCGGUCAGAGCAACAGAUUGCCAGGGUACGUUUAGUGCCAGUAACCCUCCAAUAAUUGACCGAAACACUGUUGCUCUCGGCACAUUCGGGGACAACCUGCCACCUCGCCUCAACAACGAGAUUACCAAACGUUUUGGUCCUCAUAUCUGCCAUCCUGGAUCAUCAAUAGCGACAGCGGUGGCUGCUGGUAUAGCAGCAUCAACGAUAGCUUACGCAGAAGUUCUUUCCACAGUUCUUCCAAUACCAACAGAUCAAAGUCCAGUAAAGUGCUUGAAGAGAACUGAGGGUAUGAGAAGGCUGCUGGAAAAGAUGGCACCGGAUCAGACAGGACAUCAUAGGUUCAUAAACCCGAUAUGGUUCUGGAGUGAAAAGGCGGAUGCUUGGAGGGCAUGGGCUGCUAUGUAUGAUGGAGUGUCACCAUUUAUGUACAGAUGAGAAGACAAAAAAGCAAU